Molecule: messenger RNA, 477 nt
Organism: Macadamia integrifolia
Lineage: Eukaryota; Viridiplantae; Streptophyta; Magnoliopsida; Proteales; Proteaceae
Exons: 3
Coding region: 53-373 (106 amino acids)
Cellular component (GO): chloroplast inner membrane; chloroplast thylakoid membrane
Source: RefSeq, a predicted model, not a curated record
AUGGUUAUGUUUCUGCUCUUGUUUCUUCUCAUUCUCUUUCAUUUUCUUCAACAUGUACAGUGAUGGGGGUAGAGGUGGUGGCGGUGAUUUCAUUGCUGGGUUCUUUCUAGGAGGUGCUUUGUUUGGAACACUGGCAUAUAUCUUUGCUCCACAGAUUAGGAGAGCUGUUCUAAAUGAAGAUGAAUAUGGCUUCCGAAGGGCUAGGCGACCUAUAUAUUAUGAUGAAGGCCUAGAGAAGACCAGGCAGACCUUGAAUGCAAAAAUAAGCCAACUCAAUUCAGCCAUUGACAACGUCUCAUCACGGUUGAGAGGUGGAAAAAAUGUUGUCAACGAGCCAAUGGAAAACGAUGCAGAAGUAGAGGCUACCAUGUAGACACUUGGUACUGUCAACUCUUGUAUGUUGUCUCAGUUUCAGCAGUUUGAAAUCUACAUUAUAAUGUUUGAUUAGAUAUUUUUUAUACGAAUUUGAUUUUUGCA